AUGCCGGCAACCCUGAACGGCUUGAAGAAGCUGUGGAGUGCCGUCAAGGGCCGUAAGGCCAGCAUCUUGCACCCCCUCACAGUGGAGAAGCUAAAGGGCAAGAAGAAGACCGUGGGUCUGGCCCAGGGAUUCAACGACAUCUACCCGUAUGAUACCCCAGAACCACCGCGCGAUAGCUCCUCGUUGUCUGGAGUCACAACCUGGGGGGAGGAGAAUGACGAAGGGGAGUUGCGCGAGCGCCCAUGGGUAGCCCCAGCCCUGACAGCUGGGGACGACGCCGUUGCUCGCUUGCCAGUGCUUGUAGGAAUUGACCCUGCAGUGCUGCAAAGCCUCGGCGGCCGUCCUCAGCGCUCGCCAACUCGGCCGAUGGAGUCACCAUACCCCUUCGGGCUGGUUACUAUCCUGGAGGGCUCAGUCUCAUAA
This is a messenger RNA of Penicillium subrubescens, 423 nucleotides long. RefSeq lists its product as uncharacterized. Lineage: Eukaryota; Fungi; Ascomycota; Eurotiomycetes; Eurotiales; Aspergillaceae. The transcript has 3 exons. The record is from RefSeq and is a predicted model, not a curated record. The coding region runs from base 1 to 423 and encodes 140 amino acids.